AUGGGAGAAAUCAACACCAGCGACCCAGAAGUACAAAGGCUCACAAAGGACAUUGACAUCGUAUGGAACAGCGAACCGGGAUUCAAAGAGCUUGCCUACAGCCGUGUCUUUAAUUUCAGAAGACAGGACAGGUUGCCAGUGGCAGUUGUCAAAGUGCACAGCGAGGCAGAUAUCGUAAACGCUGUGAAAUUGGCCAAUGUUUUGGAUGUGAAGAUCUCUGUGAUUUCCGGUGGCCACAGCUGGCCCGUUUGGUGUGUUCGUGAUGGUGCCAUCUUACUUGAUUUGGGAGACUACAAGGAAAUCGAUUACAACGAAGAUACUGAGACGGUUACCGCCACAACAAGUGUCACUGGAGGAAUUUUAACCAAAGCAUUAGCUCCUAAGGGAAGAUUUUUUCCCGGAGGUCAUUGCCCUGAUGUGGGAAUUGGUGGGUUCUUGCUUCAAGGUGGAAUGGGUUGGGGUUGUAGAGGCUGGGGCUGGGCAUGUCAAAGGAUCCAAUCGAUAAAGGUUGUGCUUGCCGAUGGUCAAUUGGUGACAUGUAGCCGGACUGAGAAUUCUGAUUUGUUUUGGUUGGCUAGAGGCUCCGGACCGGGAUUCCCAGGUGUGGUAGUAAACUUCGAAUUAAAAACCCUCCCUAUUAAGCGCAUUUUCAAGUCGGUCUACGUUUACCCUGCCAACAAAUUCAAGGAGGUGCUCUCUUGGGUUUCGAAAACUUCGCCAUCUGCUGAUGAGGACGUGGAAACAGUUGUUGUGUCCAAACGCGAUCCUAAGACCAAUGAAGUAAAUGUCAUUGCACUUCUUAUAGCCUACAAGGAUACUAAGGAGGAAUGCUUGGAGCAAUUGGAUAUUUUCCAUUCAACUAAGAUUUCAGGAUCAAUUUUUGAGACUUACGGAGAAGAAACUUCCAUCACCGACGAAUACAAGGAUCAGGCUGCCAAUCAUCCAAAGGAACACUACUAUCGUGCUGAAAAUGUGUUCUUGGAUUCAGAAUCAGAUCCGGCGGAGGUUUUGGAGUCGACCUUCACCACCAUUCCCAACGAGAAUACAUACUGUCUCUAUAAUUCCUUGGAACCCUUGGUUCCAUUGGAGGAUAUGGCCGUGACCAUGAGAUCGAAUCAUUACAUUGUUGUUUACACGAUUGCUGCCGACGAGAAGCAGGACCAGAUCAAUGGUGAAUGGUUGUCUGACAAGUUUGAUGUGUUGAAGAAGCAUAGUGUGGGCUCAUACUUGGGAGAUUCCGAUUUUCAGAAGCGUAUUACUGAUUUCUGGUCCCCAGAAGCACACAAAAGGGUUAUUGAAUUAAGGGCCAAGUUUGAUCCUAAGAGAAGAAUAUGUGGAUUCUUGCAAGGUUCGGACGAGAGUAAGAACAAUGACAUUUAG
Molecule: messenger RNA, 1380 nt
Organism: Sungouiella intermedia
Lineage: Eukaryota; Fungi; Ascomycota; Pichiomycetes; Serinales; Metschnikowiaceae
Source: the annotation of a GenBank genome assembly